This is a messenger RNA of Ailuropoda melanoleuca (giant panda), 545 nucleotides long. RefSeq names its product small G protein signaling modulator 1-like. The record is from RefSeq and is a predicted model, not a curated record. NCBI's taxonomy places the organism in Eukaryota, Metazoa, Chordata, Mammalia, Carnivora, Ursidae. Bases 138 to 374 code for a protein of 78 amino acids. The transcript is spliced from 2 exons.
UGGGUGCAGGGGAGCGUGGGCAGGGCCUGCUGACCGACCGCUCUGUCCCUGCAGCGGCUGUGGAGGCCUGCGUCCUGCAUGGGCUGCGGCGGCGGGCGGCUGGCUUUCUGCGCAGCAACAAGAUUGCAGCUCUCUUCAUGAAAGUGGGCAAGAACUUCCCGCCAGCCGAGGAGCUGAGCCGCAAGGUGCAGGACCUGGAGCAGCUGAUCGAGAGCACGCGAAACCAGAUCCAGGGCCUCCAGGAGAAUGUGCGGAAGCUGCCAAAGCUGCCCAACCUGUCCCCACUCGCCAUCAAGCACCUGUGGAUUCGCACUGCCUUGUUUGAGAAGGUGCUGGACAAAAUUGUGCAUUACCUGGUGGAAAACAGCAGGUGAGCCAAAAAGACUAGACGCCUGGGUGUGCUCUGCCGCCACCUGCUGGCCCUCAUGGGAAUUGCAAUCUAUUGUGCAAAGCAGCUUUCUUUUCUCCCCCUUGAUAUGCACUUGAGUUGAAAGAGAUUAAAUAAAGGCCUUCUGGAUGUUUCCUCCGAAUUAGCCUAGUUUAGA